Messenger RNA from Sorex araneus (European shrew), 6744 nucleotides. It is a transcript of the gene RIC1, whose product is annotated as RIC1 homolog, RAB6A GEF complex partner 1. NCBI's taxonomy places the organism in Eukaryota, Metazoa, Chordata, Mammalia, Eulipotyphla, Soricidae. Bases 223 to 4488 code for a protein of 1421 amino acids. The record is from RefSeq and is a predicted model, not a curated record. Gene Ontology annotation, biological process: intracellular protein transport; retrograde transport, endosome to Golgi. The transcript is spliced from 26 exons. Gene Ontology annotation, cellular component: cytosol; Golgi membrane; Ric1-Rgp1 guanyl-nucleotide exchange factor complex. Gene Ontology annotation, molecular function: protein binding.
GCCCUCCCCCACAGCGGGCCCCGUCUGCGCCGGGCUGUACCUCCGUUGUGGAGCAUCGUCUCGGCCCGGCCCGGCCAGCAGGCAGAUGCCCCGAGCUGCCGCCGCCGCCGCCGCCGACUCGGCUGGUGGCGGUGUGCGAGGCGGACGUGUGGCCCGGGGCCGCGGAGUGUGACCUAGGUGGCCGGGGAGGGGGCGUCGGGCGUCGGCGAUUCCGCGCGGACCAUGUAUUUCCUGAGCGGCUGGCCCAAGAGGCUGCUCUGCCCUCUGGGGAGCCCCGCCGAGGCGCCUUUCCACGUUCAGUCCGACCCUCAGCGGACUUUCUUUGCGGUGCUGGCCCCGGCCCGCCUCAGCAUCUGGUACAGCCGACCUAGUGUCCUAAUUGUAACCUACAAGGAACCUGCAAAGUCAUCUUCUCAGUUUGGAUCCUACAAACAAGCUGAAUGGAGGCCAGAUAGUACCAUGAUAGCUGUGUCAACAGUAAAUGGCUACAUCUUGUUUUUUCACAUUACAUCUGCAAGAGGGGACAAGUAUCUUUAUGAACCAGUGUAUCCCAAAGGGAGUCCACAAGUGAAGGGGACACCCCAUUUUAAGGAAGAACAAUGUGCUCCUGCAUUAAAUUUAGAUAUGAGGAAGAUACUAGAUUUGCAAGCACCCAUCAUGAGUUUGCAGUCUGUGCUGGAAGACCUGCUGGUUGCUACUUCUGACGGACUUCUUCAUCUUAUUCACUGGGAAGGAAUGACGAAUGGAAGGAAAGCCAUUAAUCUUUGCACAGUACCUUUUUCAGUGGAUCUCCAAUCAUCUAGAGCAGGCUCAUUCCUGGGCUUUACUGAUGUGCACAUCAGAGACAUGGAAUACUGUGCCACUCUUGAUGGAUUUGCUGUUGUAUUUAAUGAUGGAAAAGUUGGAUUUAUUACACCAGUGUCUAGUAGAUUUACUGCAGAGCAACUUCAUGGAGUUUGGUCACAAGAUAUUGUCGACGGGACUUGUGUUGCAGUAAAUAACAAGUAUCGACUGAUGGCAUUUGGUUGUGCAAGUGGUUCUGUGCAGGUAUUCACAAUAGAUAACACCACUGGAGCUAUGCUGCUGUCACAUAAGCUGGAGCUAACAGCAAAGCAAUAUCCUGACAUAUGGAACAAAACAGGAGCUGUUAAAUUGGUCCGAUGGUCUCCUGACAAUAGUGUUGUGAUAGUGACCUGGGAGUAUGGAGGCCUUUCUUUAUGGAGUGUGUUUGGAGCCCAGCUGAUUUGUACACUUGGUGGAGAAUUUGCUUACAGUUCUGAUGGUACCAAAAAAGAUCCCCUUAAGAUUAACUCUAUGAGCUGGGGUGCAGAAGGCUAUCACCUAUGGGUUAUCAGUGGAUUUGGGCCUCAAAAUACUGAAAUUGAAUCUGACCCGAAGAGUAUAGUUAAACAGCCUGGUAUUCUGCUAUUCCAGUUUAUUAAGAGUGUACUCACUGCAAACCCUUGUAUGAGUAAUCAAGAGCAAGUGCUGCUUCAAGGGGAGGACCGCUUGUACUUGAACUGUGGAGAGGCCUCACAAGCACAGAAUCCCAGGAAUUCUUCCACAUGCUCCGAGCGUAAAUCCAGGCCGGAGAAGAACCCAUUUGCAGAUGGCAGUUCAGAGUCUCAGGGGUUAAGCACUUUACUUGGACACCGGCAUUGGCAUGUUGUACAGAUUUCCAGCACCUAUCUAGAGAGCAAUUGGCCUAUACGGUUUUCAGCUAUUGAUAAAAUUGGACAGAAUAUUGCUGUGGUUGGCAAGUUUGGUUUUGCACAUUAUUCCUUACUCACCAAAAAAUGGAAACUUUUUGGAAACAUUACGCAGGAGCAAAAUAUGAUUGUGACAGGUGGCUUAGCCUGGUGGAAUGAUUUUAUUGUUCUUGCAUGUUAUAACAUAAAUGACCGCCAAGAAGAGCUCAGAGUUUACUUACGAACAUCAAAUUUGGACAAUGCCUUUGCUCACAUCACCAAAGCACAAGCAGAAACGUUACUACUCAGUGUCUUCCGGGACAUGGUCAUAGUAUUUAGAGCAGACUGUUCAAUAUGCCUUUACAGUAUUGAAAAAAAAUUUGAUGGCCCAAACACUACAGCAACUCUGCAGGUUCUUCAGGAAGUCUCCAUGUCACGCUACAUUCCUCACCCUUUUCUGGUUGUAUCUGUCACUCUGACAUCAGUGAGUACAGAAAAUGGAAUCACCUUGAAAAUGCCGCAGCAGGCUCGUGAUGCAGAGAGCAUUAUGCUCAACCUUGCAGGACAGCUUAUCAUGAUGCAGAGGGACCGAUCUGGCCCUCAGAUCCGAGAGAAGGACAGUAACCCUAACCAAAGGAAACUUCUGCCAUUUUGUCCUCCUGUUGUACUUGCCCAGUCUGUGGAAAAUGUCUGGACUACGUGUCGAGCAAAUAAACAAAAGCGUCACCUUCUGGAGGCCCUCUGGCUAAGCUGUGGCGGUUCAGGAAUGAAAGUUUGGCUCCCUCUCUUCCCUCGGGAUCACCGCAAGCCCCAUUCCUUUUUGUCCCAGAGGAUCAUGCUGCCUUUCCACAUCAAUAUUUAUCCGUUGGCUGUUCUGUUUGAAGACGCGUUAGUCCUCGGUGCUGUCAAUGACACUCUACUCUAUGAUUCUUUAUUCACUCGGAACAAUGCUAGGGAACAGCUGGAGGUGCUUUUCCCAUUCUGCGUUGUCGAGAGAACCUCUCAGAUCUACCUCCACCACAUUCUACGUCAGCUGCUGGUCAGGAACCUUGGGGAACAAGCCUUGCUCCUGGCCCAGUCCUGUGCCGCAUUACCUUACUUCCCUCACGUGCUGGAACUUAUGCUCCAUGAAGUGCUGGAAGAAGAAGCUACCUCACGGGAGCCCAUUCCCGACCCUCUGCUUCCCACUGUGGCGAAAUUUAUCACCGAAUUCCCCUUGUUCCUCCAGACAGUGGUCCAUUGUGCCAGGAAGACAGAAUACGCCCUGUGGAAUUAUCUUUUUGCAGCUGUUGGAAAUCCCAAGGAUUUGUUUGAAGAGUGUUUGAUGGCUCAGGAUUUGGACACAGCUGCCUCUUACCUUAUAAUCUUGCAGAAUAUGGAAGUUCCGGCAGUGAGUAGGCAGCAUGCCACCCUUCUGUUCAACACAGCCCUGGAACAAGGCAAGUGGGACCUAUGUCGACACAUGAUUCGAUUUCUUAAAGCCAUUGGCUCUGGAGAAUCUGAGACGCCUCCAUCUACACCGACAGCUCAGGAAUCCAGUUCAAGUGGUGCAUUUGAGUUCUUCAGGAAUCGGAGCAUUAGUUUAUCUCAGUCAGCCGAGAACGUUCCUGCUAGCAAAUUCAACUUACAGAAAACUCUGAGUAUGCCAUCUGGGCCUUCUGGGAAAAGAUGGAGCAAAGACAGCGACUGUGCUGAGAACAUGUACAUUGACAUGAUGCUCUGGAGACAUGCUCGGCGCCUCUUAGAAGAAGUUCGGCUUAAGGAUCUCGGCUGUUUUGCCGCCCAGCUGGGCUUUGAACUAAUCAGUUGGUUGUGCAAGGAACGUACCCGAGCCGCCCGGGUAGACAACUUUGUGAUAGCCCUGAAGAGACUCCACAAAGAUUUCCUGUGGCCACUUCCCAUCAUCCCAGUCUCUUCUCUCAGUUCUCCUUUCAAGAAUGGAAGAUACCGAUCAGUGGGAGAGCAGCUGUUAAAAUCUCAAUCAGCUGACCAUUUUUUAAACCUUGAGAUAGAUGCUGGUGUCUCUACUGUUCAACGAAGUCAGAGCUGGCUGAGCAACAUUGGCCCAACCCAUCCUGAGAUAGACACGGCCUCAUCCCCUGGACCACAAAUGCAAGAUGCCUUCCUAUCACCUCUCUCCAACAAAGGUGAUGAAUGCAGUAUUGGUUCAGCCACAGACUUGACUGAAAGUAGCUCCAUGGUGGAUGGGGACUGGACAAUGGUGGAUGAAAAUUUCUCUACUCUCAGUUUAACUCAAUCAGAGCUUGAGCACAUUUCAAUGGAGUUGGCAAGUAAAGGGCCUCACAAAUCCCAGGUCCAGCUUCGGUAUUUGCUACACAUCUUUUUGGAAGCAGGGUGCCUGGACUGGUGCAUUCUCAUAGGCUUGAUUCUUAGAGAAUCCUCAGUAAUCAACCAAAUUUUGGUUAUUAUCCAGUCUUCAGAAGUAGAUGGAGAAAUGUUACAGAACAUAAAGACAGGACUGCAUGCAGUAGACCGGUGGGCCUCUACAGAUUGCCCUGGAUAUAAGCCAUUUUUAAAUAUCAUUAAGCCACAACUGCAGAAGCUCAGUGAAAUAACAGAAGAGCAAGUUCAGCCUGAAGCCUACCAGCCUGUAAGUUCGGGUAAGACUCCUGAGCAGACCAGCCCGCGGGUAGAGGAGAGCAGAAGCUCCUUGGGCCAUGGAAACAUCCCCCAGGGUGAAGUUGGAAGUAGCAGUACCAUCGGCCGCAAAGAGGAGGACAUGACUGGAGCGGAGGAGGAGGCUUUUCAGGAUGGGACCUAUGACUGCUCUGUGUCCUAGCAGCGGUGAGCUCCACGGGCAGUAUUAACUCGAAGUAUGCAACUGAGGACGCUGUGUGUGAUCUAGGUGGAUAUUUAACCAGGGAAGAGAAUUUAGUGCAGAAACCCUGGUAAAGUAUUAUCAAACUUUCACCAACUUUUUCUCCUUUAAGGGAUCUCUGAGUUUAUAAAAAUGUAACAUCAAGUAAAUCACCAUUCAUUAGAGAAAUAUUUUAACUAUAGUGAAAAUAAUAAAGAAUAUUGUACAGAUGUAUACAAGAAUAUUUUGGUUUUCUUCAUAAAGGUUGGUAGCUCUUAAUCCUCAGUGAUUAUUUUGUCCCAGGUGAGCUUACCUUUUCUGUCUAGCUUCUUACAUGUUUUCUGGUUCAGCGUGUGUCCAGACUGCUUUGUUUGCAAAUAAAUGCCGAGGUAUUUGCUGUAGCUCAGCAGGACCUUGAGCUACAUGUGUGCCCUGCAGAUGAGAGCUCUGGACACCCUCAGGGGCCUCCCGAGUAGAUGUGCCGGCAUGUGUGGUGUGACGGGGUCUUGCUUUUUGGCUUUUUGUGCCUGCUAAACCCCAGUCCUGCGGGAAAGACGGUAGUUAACCUGUGAAUCAGUGUGUGCUUUAGCAAGCUUGAUUCCCAUUAGCUCAGCGUGGGCAGAGGUCUAAAAGGUUCCAAUUAAUUGUGCUGUUAGAUACCACUAUUUUGUAUCAAAGAACUGUAUCUUUUUGUGAAUACUGGGUGUAAAUAGACCCAAAGGCAUUAUUCAUAUUUUUUAAGGCUUAUAUUAUAAUUUGUAAGAUUUCUGGAUUCUGCAUGGCUAGAGAUACCCUUGGAAUAAAAAUUAGGGCUUGCUCUUCUUUCCAAAAAUGAAGAUUCAUCAUAAAGGAAAGUAGACUUAUUGGUUUGUUCAUCAAGUAACCAAGAAUGGUAACACCAAUCAUGAAAUGAAACAGGUUUUGUGCAAAGUAAUGUAGUUUCUUAUUUAUUGCUUUUGUAAAUUGAAUAAAAAGUGGACUUCUAUGUAAAUAGACUGUCAAACUCAAUUGUAUUAUCACGGCUACUAAAAUUAAUCUGUAAAGAAUGCAUUCUUCAUUGUAACUUUUAAAGUAUUUUAUGUAUUUUUAGAUGACUUAAAUUUUAGUUUUCAUACAUUAUGAAAACAAAACUGCAUAUUCCCUGCUUCUGACUAAACACAUAUCCAGUGUAUGUACUUCUAAUUACUUAUUACAGUAUUAAUUUAGAUAGCUUGUUUGUAUUGUGCAAUUUGAACAAAGGAAUGCAAUGUUAUUUUUUACAAAAACAAACUUGUUUAUUUUUAUAAUAACGAUGUAUUGAUGUGGACCAAAUUUGUACCACUGUGUAAAAUAGCCUCUCUUCUCAUAGUGCAAUUACAAUUUAGAAAUAAAACUUGGUCCUCUUUUCUUCUUAAGGUGACCAGAUUUAAAUGUCCUAGUCAGGUUUCCUUUGAAGGAAAAUUCAAAACCAGUUUGAAAUUGCAUUAUUCAAAAUUCAUCAAACUGUUUUAAAAUUACUCAGUUUGGUAGUUCACUGAUAUUUACUUUUUACAUUACAAGUGCAAUAACUUCACAUACUAAACUCUAGGAUGGGUGGAAUGUGAUUUUUGGUACCUGGUCCUUAUGGUGCUACUUUUAUUUUAAGUCUUUGUUUUAAACCACCUUACCCUGAAUCUAAGAUAGAAGAUGAUGUUUACCAUGUGAGUUCAUGCAGCCCAGCAAGUUCCUCUCCUGGCCUGGUCUAUGAGGAGAAGAACCAGUGUUAUUCCGUGUUUGGUAUAAAUAUUCAGUCAAUAAAAAUUAUUUUCCAUUGUAAGUAGCUGUUAUCUUUUCAAAUAUUUUGAUUUUCUGAUCUUGUCAUUCUGGAUAGCAGGUUACCAAUAAGUUAACUAUAUUUUGGGAUUAAGAGCCUAUGUAAUUCUUUUCUUCUAUAAAAAUAACUGUUUUCAACCCACAGGAAUUCUUAUUCUCCAAGGCAAAAAAACUGGGACAUGAAAAAAUUUUCUGUUUGGUAGUAUGUUCUUAUGUUUGUCUUGUUUGGUUCGUAACUGUUUAAGCCAUAAUUUGACCAAUGAAUUUAAAUAAGUAUAAUUAUUUGAAGUUUACUAGAUACAUUUAAAUUAUUUGCUGAUACCAAAAGUAGUAGUCAUUUGGGGAUUGAGUCAACUUUUGCUUGUAUUUAAACUUGCUGCUGCUUCUGUAAUGUGUAUAUUUUUUAUGUGGUAAAGGGCAAUAAAAUCAUUACAUAACCUUUGUUUA